AUGGCCUCACAGCCCACGCCGGCGUGGGUGCUGCUGCUCAGCCUGCUGGCCGGCUGCCUGCCCGCCGUGCAGCCCAGGGACUUCACCGUGAAGGACAUCGUCUACCUCCACCCUUCCACCACGCCGUAUCCUCACGGAUUUAAGUGUUUCACCUGCGAAAAGGCAGCAGAUAAUUACGAAUGCAACCGAUGGGCUCCGGAUGUCUAUUGCCCAAGAGGUACAAGAUACUGCUUUAGCCAGCACAUAAUGAAAGUUACUGGAGAAAGCGUAUCCGUCACCAAGCGCUGCGUGCCGUUAGAGGACUGCCUGUCUACGGGAUGCACCUAUGUAAAGCAUGAAGAAUACAAGAUCUGCACCUCCUGCUGCGAAGGAAGCAUCUGCAACUUGCCCCUGCCACGGAACACAACAAGCGCCGUCUUUACAACCCUCUCCCCCCUCAACAAAACACCGAGACUUUCCCGUCCCGCCCUGCUGACGACGGCGUGUCUCUGGCUGGGGUUGAUGUCACAGCGCUGGGUGACGCUGUCACGCGUGGCGGGGCCGGACAGCUGAGCUGGGUGAGAACAUGGCCGUGAACGUUCAACCUCCCCCUACGGAGCCUGCGCUUCGGAGUUGUCUUUGAAAGACUGAUUUUAUCCUCCUCAUUUCUUCUCCAUGAUGAACUAGCGAGCCUGGGAUGCGUUUGGAGGGGGUAAAACCAUCACACGUUCCCCUACUGUUUUGUGAAGAAACUCACGCAAAAGGUUCCCGGAAUCCAUGGCUGAGACCGAUGCAUACGCUUUUCUUAAUGUCUGUCUUUUCUCUGUGAAGAAACGUUAUUUAAAACUACUCUAUCACUGCCAGCUGCUACUAUCAUCACUUACUCCUUUGAAACCUGUUACACUUUGCCAGAGCACUAACUCCGGUCUCUCGUUAACCUGCUUAGAGAACAUAUGGUACAUCAUAUAGAGUCAGUAUGUCUUUGCAGUCUCCCCAUGUCUCCUGCUCCUCUGGGAGAGGGCAGGAGCUUGCAGCAAGGCAGCGGGAGCUGGAAGGGAUGAGGUGAAGGGAGCAGCUUGGAUCAGGCCGGCGUCGCAUGCAGAUGCUUCCCUCGAGGUUGUCCACCAGCAGCGUGGAGAGCCACCCCCGUAACAACACUGGGAUGUACAGAAAAUCACUUGGUUUAUAAACCAAACCAGAAAAAUGCUAAAACCUCUGUUGUUGAAUAUCAUUAGAGGGUGUGCGGUCCAUGACCCUCUCCUGAGAGGAGGAAGGUGAACGAAGAGCCGGUGGGUGUCCAGGUAGAGAUGCUGGUGCCUGCCGAGACGGGUUUUGGGGCCUUUUCGUAUUUUGGCACCCAGUCCUACAGCAUGAGAGCGAGCUGAUCCUGAAUAGCUUCUGUUAUUUUAUUUAAUGCACUCCCACU
Molecule: messenger RNA, 1405 nt
Organism: Egretta garzetta (little egret)
Lineage: Eukaryota; Metazoa; Chordata; Aves; Pelecaniformes; Ardeidae
Gene: LYPD6
Product: LY6/PLAUR domain containing 6
Exons: 4
Coding region: 1-552 (183 amino acids)
Biological process (GO): positive regulation of canonical Wnt signaling pathway
Molecular function (GO): acetylcholine receptor inhibitor activity
Source: RefSeq, a predicted model, not a curated record